Molecule: messenger RNA, 1985 nt
Organism: Podarcis raffonei (Aeolian wall lizard)
Lineage: Eukaryota; Metazoa; Chordata; Lepidosauria; Squamata; Lacertidae
Gene: NINJ2
Product: ninjurin 2
Exons: 4
Coding region: 228-662 (144 amino acids)
Biological process (GO): tissue regeneration; cell adhesion
Cellular component (GO): membrane
Source: RefSeq, a predicted model, not a curated record
CCACCACCACCCCUUCUCCUCUCCUCCUCCCCCUGCCCUCAAAAGCAGAAGCCCAGGCCAGAGUCCCACAUCAUGCAGAUGAAUAGCAGGUCUGUUCCAGCAGCUGUGCUUUCCCUCCCACCCAGCAAAGGCACUGGGAGACUCCAGAAAGCUGCAGAGACUUGGUCUCUUGUCCGGGCUGAGAGGAUUGAAAAGAAAACCUGGGAAGAAAAAAAGGGGGGGAAAAGAUGGGAUCGGAAGGAGAAAUGAUCAACCUUCAUCCAUCCAUUCCUGGCUCCAGGUUGGAAAACAUCAUCAACAUCAAUCAUUACGCCACCAAGAAAAGCGUGGCUGAGAGCAUGCUGGAUGUGGCGCUCUUCAUGGCCAACGCUGCGCAACUGAAGGCAGUGCUGGAGCAGGGGACGUCCUUCCAAUAUUAUGCUGUCCUGACUGCUCUCAUCACCAUUUCGCUCUUCUUCCAAACUGUCAUUGGGAUUCUCCUGAUCAUUAUAGCUCGGAUGAACCUGAAUGAUGUGACGAAGCAGCAGCGCCUGAAUUUGCUCAACAACAUCGCCACAAUCCUAGUCUUCAUCAUAGUCAUCGUCAACAUCUUCAUUACUGCUUUCGGUGUGCAGAAGACGGGUCUCUAUCCUAGCAUUUAUGGUGGUCGGAGAAUCUACUAAGCCUUGGAAGGGCUGGAGCACAUGGUAGAAGAUAGCUGGAAUGCCUUUCCGUAUAGUCUUAUUGAUCUCAGACUUGAUGAUCCAUUUAAGAUACACAACUGCCUGGGUGAACCCUAUUGCAAUUACAUCAGUUGCUCCUUGUGGGCUACUUCUGCAACAUGUUUACAGCUCUGAAGAGGUGAAUAAUUUUUCAGCUGAUCUUGACAGCAGCCUCUCCUCAUCUCAACCCAUAAUGAUGUUUGUCUCCUGUACUGGAGUAGUGGGGAAUUUCAGGCCAGAGAGCCAAAUGCAGCCCUCCAGGCCUUUCUCGGACUCUCCCAAAGUUAGACUUCUUCCUCAGCCGAACACUCCUCUCUUCCCCAGCUAACAUCACCCACUAGCCCUACUCUGCACCCUUCCUCAGUGAGUGUGAGUGUGUGUAAAAACUAGCCUACCAUACACAUGAAAAAAAGUUUGUUCCUUCUCUGUCUCUGCCCCAGAAGGGACUGUAUGAAAAAUGUUCUCAGCCCCUGGCUGUAAUGAGAUUCCUCUGCAAUUCAGAGGACUGCAUUCAGCUAGAGCUUCCCAGCUCCCAUCAGGAAAGGAGCAGCCCUCAGUGAUUCAACUUGAUGUACUCCAUCAAUGGCAGCAGCAGUCAAUGUAAGCGACAGGGACAACAGUAUCAAAAUAAAACAUUGGAAGAGAAUUACAAAUGAGCACAAUUGAUAGGCGGCAGGUGCUAGGUCACUAGUUCAAAUUUUGUCCAAGAGGACACUAAGUUGUCAGAUGAAGACAGAUUUGCAAAGUAGGAGAAAAAAAUGAUUUAAGGCUGCAAUCCUAACCACAACUGCUAAGAAGUCAGUCCUGUUGAAUUCAGUGGGGCUUGCUGCCAGGGGAGUGGAGUUAGCAUUGCAGACUAAGCCAUCUUGUAUGAGCACACAGCAUCCACCCAGAGAAGAGGCUGCCCACUGUGUUUCUUUUUGAUUCAUUGCUCUUGCUUUGCGUCCACCUGAGCAGUGAAUUAGUGUGGGAUGCAUGUCUCCGGAUGAGACUUUGUUUCUGUGCUGUGUAAUGGGAUCAACUGCUCUCAAUGAUGGGAUGCAACAGAAUGACCAGUCCCAAAUAGUGACUCACACAGGAGCACAAGUUGUUGGCUCCUCAGAGGGUGGACAGUUAUUUACCCUAAAAGUAAGAAUGAGAAGUGUACCUCCAGUUUUAGCUCAGAGAAGAGUCUGCCCCAGCUACUAAAACACUGAGAAAUGCAAUUAUUAAAUGAAGAGCAUUAUGUUACCCUGAUCCAGUAAUCAGUGGUGGUGCAGAGGCUCUGAUGCAACUAGCUGAAAC